Molecule: messenger RNA, 2066 nt
Organism: Lemur catta (Ring-tailed lemur)
Lineage: Eukaryota; Metazoa; Chordata; Mammalia; Primates; Lemuridae
Gene: NXPH3
Product: neurexophilin 3
Exons: 2
Coding region: 394-1152 (252 amino acids)
Molecular function (GO): signaling receptor binding
Source: RefSeq, a predicted model, not a curated record
CCAGUCUGGUCUGGGGAAUUAGCACCAAGGUCGGGCGCGCGCGCGGGUCCCCAGCACAUCUGGAAGAGAACGGAACCAAGGGGACGCCGAGCGCGUAACUGGAGCAGCGGAGCUACGGCGCCGCUGGGCCCCUUCGAGGAGCUCGGGGCGCACAUCUGGGACCUCGAGCGGGGGCCGCGCCGCGCGCAGCGGGACCAGGGGCGGGGGGCGGCGGCUGCACAGCUGGACCGAAGGGGGCGGGGUCGGUCUUGGACAACUGGCUGAGGGGAGGGCCGCGAGCCGCCGAGGACCGGAGCAUGGGACGGCGCGCCUGAAGGAGCAGACGGGGAGGAAGGGGCCUGGGACCCCGAGAGGAAAAGAGGCGAGAAAGGGGGACGCGAGCAGAGGAGGAAGAUGCAAUUGACUCGCUGCUGCUUCGUGUUCCUGGUACAGGGCAGCCUCUAUCUGGUCAUCUGUGGCCAGGAUGACGGUCCCCCCGGCUCAGAGGACCCUGAGCAUGACGACCAUGAGGGCCAGCCCCGGCCACGGGUGCCGCGGAAGCGGGGCCACAUCUCACCUAAGUCCCGCCCCAUGGCCAAUUCCACUCUCCUAGGGCUGCUGGCUCCACCUGGGGAGGCUUGGGGGGUCCUUGGGCAGCCCCCCAACCGCCCAAACCACAGCCCCUCACCCUCGGCCAAGGUGAAGAAAAUCUUUGGCUGGGGCGACUUCUACUCCAACAUCAAGACGGUGGCCCUGAACCUGCUCGUCACAGGGAAGAUUGUGGACCAUGGCAACGGGACCUUCAGAGUCCACUUCCGACACAAUGCCACAGGCCAGGGCAACAUCUCCAUCAGCCUCGUGCCCCCCAGUAAAGCUGUAGAGUUCCACCAGGAACAGCAGAUCUUCAUCGAAGCCAAGGCCUCCAAAAUCUUCAACUGCCGGAUGGAGUGGGAGAAGGUAGAACGGGGCCGCCGGACCUCGCUCUGCACCCACGACCCAGCCAAGAUCUGCUCCCGAGACCACGCUCAGAGCUCAGCCACCUGGAGCUGCUCCCAGCCCUUCAAAGUCGUCUGUGUCUACAUCGCCUUCUACAGCACAGACUAUCGGCUGGUCCAGAAGGUGUGCCCAGAUUACAACUACCAUAGCGAUACCCCCUACUACCCUUCUGGGUGACCCUGGGCAGGCCACGGAGGCCAGGCCAGGGCUAGAAGGACAGGCCUGCCCAUGCAGGAGGCCAUCUGUCUGGACACUGGGCAGGAAGGGGGGUGGAGAGGAGGAGACGCCAAGUGGGGCCAGGACCAAGUCUCAAGUGGCAGGGAAGGGGGUCCCGAGUGCUGGCCCCACCCUGAGGCUGUGGAGCGGCAGGAACACAGGCGUGCUGGAGGAGGAGUGGGUUCUCUGUGCGGCCUCCCAGGGCAGGCAGACUCAUGUGGCCCCAGAUCAAGUCAUGAGAGGAGCCUACACCCUUGGCUCCUGCCGUCCUGAGAGAGGACAUCAACAGGCAGCGGGGGGAUUUCGUCAGGGUGGACCCCCUGUCACCUUAGGAUGGCUGGCUGAGACAGGGCUUCCUGGGAGCUGUCCAGCCCAGCCCAGUGGGCAGCCUGGCACCCCGUUGUCCUGCACUGAGCAUAGCAUGAGUGGUGACCCUUGGGGUCUUUGAUGUCUUGGCAAAUAGACCACGUGUCUCUGGCUAGGCCACCCCCUUCCCAAAAUUCCCUAUCCUGGCAGCACUCCCCACUGCGCCCACCCUCUUGCUGAUGGCCUUACGCUAACGCAGGGUGGUGGGGUCCUCAGCGUUAAGGCCACAAGUGGAAGCCCAUCUGUGUGCCGUGUGUCCCUCUUCCACCCCCCCCUCCUGCUGGCUCCUCUGGGAGCUUCUUUGUCCCAGAGAGUGGUCCCUCAACAGUCAGCGUCACCUGGGAGCCUGGGGCUCUCCUGGAGAGGGAAGGGCCAGCAGCAGGGGGCAGGGCAAGGCUUGUCUGAUCCGUGUGUCUGUCUGUGGGUGGGGGGAGGGGCGGGAAGUCUUGUGAAAUCACCUGAUUGCCGACUUCUGUGUGCAGAAUCUUGUUCUCGGAGCAGGAAAUAAA